AAACAGUAAAUAUGGCGACGUCUGUAGCUGGAGAGGGGCAACCAAGUCUUAAUGGGAUUAUUUCCAACCCCCAAACCAAAAAACUGACCGACCUGCCGACCGAGUUGCUCGAACACAUCCUCUGCUUCCCUGUUCUCAAACAUGUCGACAUUUGUAACGUUUCCUGCUGCUGCAAGCGGCUACACGACGUCUGCCAUGGAAGGGGGAAGGUCUGGGGACACCAGUACAAACUCAGAUGGCCAAGACUGCAGAGGUUUUACCGUCAGAAUGAGUGCUGUGACUGGCUCAGAGAAUACAAAACACGCCAUCGAGUUGGUAUACAAAUAAGAAGGACAGUGGAGUCAAUCUCAAAGAGAUUCUUCACAGAAGUCCCUUGCGUUGGCCAGGUGCUGGGGGACAGCUUUGCAGAGAUUGAAUCACUUGGGAUGCCAGAGCACUUUUGUGAAGACGAGCUCCUCUUCAUACUCAACUCUGACAAGAGGAAAAGCUUGACGUUGAAGUACUAUGCAAAGAAAAUCCUUUACUUCCUGAGACAGCAGAACAUCCUGAGGAGUCUGAAGACAUUCCUGGAGCAGCCUGCAGAGCAGCAAUCAGCUCUAGAAGGGGCUGUACUGGUGGAUCAGUAUUGUAACCCACUGGCUGAUGUAACACUGGACAGCAUAUCAGCUCAGGUGGAUGAGAUCACAGAAAAAGUGAAGAAGAUGCUGAGAAUUAAGAACCCCUCUCACCCCAGCCUUCGUAUCGCUCAAGGUGACUGUUUUGUCGUAGAGGACUUUGAUCUCCAGAGGCAGGUGGUGUGUGCCCUAAACUCUGUCUUGUAUGAGCAACUUCAAUACAAAGGCAACGAGUUUGACUACUACAAUCCCCUCAACUCUUACAUCCACCAGGUGCUACUACGCCGUACGGGCAUUCCCAUAAGCCUCUCUGUUCUCUACAUGACAUUGGCCCGGAAGCUGGGUGUUCAGCUGGAACCCGUCAACUUUCCUAAUCACUUCCUGCUGCGCUGGUGCCAAAAACCAAGAGGGAGUGAGGACAUCUAUGACUUUGUCUACAUUGAUGCCUUUGGUAAAGGCAAGCAGUUGACAGCCAAGGAGUGUGAGUACCUCAUUGGCCACCAGGUGACAGCAGAUUACUACAGUUCCAUCAGCACCACAGAGGUGCUUCUCAGGAUGGUGGGAAACCUGCUUAACAUUGGCAAGAGAGGGGAGGGCAAUGAGAAAUCCUACCAGCUGCUGAGAGACUCUCUGGACCUCUACCUCACUAUCAACCCAGACAACGUGCAGUACCUGCUGCUGCAGGCACGUCUCUACUUCCACCUGGGCAUCUGGCCAGAAAAGGUGCUAGACAUCCUGCAGCACAUUCAGGCCUUGGAUCCCUCCCAGCACGGGGCGGUGGGUUACCUGGUGCAGCACACGUUGGAGCACAUCCAGCACAAGAAACAUCCUGUGACACCUGAGGUGAAGAAGCGUAGCGCUCCAGAACACCUGGAGGUCCAGUAUUCAGUUGGCCUCAUCAUGAAACACAAGAGGUCAGGUUAUAACUGUGUGAUUUACGGCUGGGACCCCAAGUGCACCAUGAGCCAGGAGUGGAUCACCACCAUGAGGGUCCACCAGCUGUCUAAUGGGGCCAACCAGCCUUUCUAUAACGUCCUCGUACAGGAUGGAACAUGCCGCUACGCAGCGCAGGAAAACCUGGAGCCCCACUCUGCUCCCCUGGAGAUUGGCCACCCGGAGGUGGGUCGCUACUUCUCCGAGUUCUCCGACACCCACUAUGUUGCCAACGAAGAACUGCAGACACGAUACCCAGAGGACAUAAAUGAAACCCUGGGAACAGUGCAGGAGCUCUAUCACAGACUUACAACUGACUCGGGGAACCAAGAGCAGGCUCCUGCCUCAGACCAAAACCACCACCAAUCUAAUCCCAUGUAGCAAAGUAGCUGUGUCCAACAUCCUGCUGACCCAGGUUAACCGAUCACUGGUCACUCAUUCUAAAUUUACAGUCCACUUAACUGUUGCAUUAUUGCACAUACUCGUAACCAGGACGUGUGUAACACAUAGGUUUUGUUGAAAAAAUGCAUCCAGUAUUCAGUAUUUUUCAAAAACUGAGGAUUUGGUGUAAAAAGCAAUGAUUCAGUAAUAGGGUUUGUUCCACCGUCAGGUUCCUGUGCAGGUCUGGAUUUAUUUUAACAUUUCCACAUCAAGAAAUGUGUGGGAAAAGACCAAAAAGUCUGUAAACACGCAGCAAAGUUUGCUAAUGCUGCUGCUUCGAUACACAUCUCUAAGUAUCAGAGUGUAUUUGUUGUGAAAACAAAGCUCAUAUGGCUGAUAUGGCUUAGAUGAUGGUCAUUAUCAGGUAUGUUAGUCACAACACAAAGACAUCAUAAUCCUCAGAUCCAAAGUUGAGUUUGGAGAAAGUAUGGAAACUUAAAAUCGUAUGUAAGUAGAGACUUUAAGGAAAAAAAGAACAUAAGGAAUGACGGUUAAGUUGAUGAGUAAAUUCAGGAUGGGUAUCCAGCUGCUGUACAUCUCCCUUUACCUAAAACCAAGGAAUGCUCCUUUACUCAGAGUUUCCCCAACCCCUGUCCACACCUCCCUGCACCCAGCAUAUAGCCUAAACCCCCAGUUACAGUGCCACAGAAAAGAAUUACAAAGAAAAUACUUUGUAAAUUGACUUUUACUUUUCAUUCCCCGUCUUUUGAUCAAGUUUCACGCACUCGCGAAAGUUUAACUUUCACAUUUCUAGAGUAUCUUGAUUAUUUUCUGUAUAUUUACAAGUAAAACGUGUAGGAUGUCGUGGCUCAUCGGUGUGGUUGAGCUGUAAAUGGAAAAACAAAAGAACCAAUAAGGACACUGCUGACUUGAAAUAGAGCUUUGAGGAAAUUAUGAAAAAUAAAGCGUUCCGA
Toxotes jaculatrix (banded archerfish) is the source of this 2902-nucleotide messenger RNA. It is a transcript of the gene fbxo21, whose product is annotated as F-box protein 21. The record is from RefSeq and is a predicted model, not a curated record. Gene Ontology annotation, molecular function: protein binding; DNA binding. The coding region runs from base 12 to 1928 and encodes 638 amino acids. The transcript has 12 exons. NCBI's taxonomy places the organism in Eukaryota, Metazoa, Chordata, Actinopteri, Toxotidae.